UCCAUUUCGCUGGCUGGGCGCUGAGAAGCAAGCGCUCUGCUCUGGAGGCGAGUGUUUGGGAAGCCCAGCGAUAUGCCACUGCUGUUUUCCCCACAAAAACAGGAAAAAAAAAAAAGGUGGACCAUAGUGUCGGGAUCAGCUUUUUCUUCUUCCAGCACUCCUCCUUCCUUUUCGCUCACUUGCAGCCUGUCUCUUUCUGUCCGCUGACUUCUCUCAUUCAUUCACUCCCCGCCGCUCCGGCUGGCCGACCGAGCGUGCUGACACCGGGACCGCUACCUGCUACCUUGGGGAUUUGACAGCGCUCUGGGAACCUGCUGCCUAUUUUGUCAUUUUUACAGCCAGUGAAUAGUGGCUGCACCUCAUGAAUGAACUGGAGUAUACAACGGACCGGAUGAGGGAGUAAAUGUUGGAUACCUGAGGAUGAGCGUUUCUUUCCUGACCUUACCAGAACAAACGGAGAAUUCAGUAUCUUCUUGACCAAUUUUCACUCUACCAGACUCAAUCUACAUCAGUCACUGAGUUUCUUCAGUCUUUAUUUUGUUGCACAUCAGCAGCAGUGACAGCUGUGGACCGUCUGACUGAGUGGGACUGCUCACCUGUUUAACUUUUCCCCCCUCUGUGACACUUCCUCUGAACUGCUUUUGGCCCCAGUGGGGCCAGCAGGGCUGCAGGGGAAGGGGGCAGCGGCUUACCCCCUCCAUAACGAACCACGGAGCAGUGACCGACAGGUUGGAAAAACAAGUCUUCUCCUUGCUCCAGGGAGCAUAGUGUUCCUAGUAAAACAUUCAGACGCUUCCCAGCCAACCACCUCAGCAGAUAUAAACUUGUUCCAGUUAGGAUGUCAGCAUUGGAGGGAUUUUUGUGCUUGACCAUCAACCAAAGAAGCCAGUCCGUCGGACGCAAAGAGUUGUUUGCUAAGAAGAGCUAAAAAAGGAGCAUUGAACCACAUCCACAGGGAACUUGAAAAGCCACCCCCGCUUUGAGAAAUUCCUUUUGACCCAUUCGAAGGAUCUUGUUUUGGUCUGGAAGUCUUUUGAAGAGAGGGAUGUUGGAGGAGCCCCUGACCUCUUUCACAAUCAACUAAUUACGAGUCAGGGUCACAGAGAGGAAAGGACCGGAUUCUUUUUGUGGAUUUACCAUUGACCUACCGUGGAAAGUUUCCAUGUGGAUAUCUGACAAUCCCAAACACCCACAUACCUAACACAUACACAUUUCUAGCUUAUAGAUUCAUGCCAACAGCUCUGUAACACAAAUUGCAAAGCACAUUAUCACCACCUACUUAAAUCUACACACGUCUGUCCUGUAAGUUUAUACGGAUAGUUGCACAUUAAAUUCCCAUUAGUUUGGGUGUUUGCCAUCGGGUAUAGAGGGAAUGGAGGUCAUUCGGACAGGUGGGGUGCUGUACGAGUCCCUGCUCACACUGUCUGUCCUUUAGCCUCAAAUGGAUGUUAUUAUCUGUGAAAAAUGUGCCGCCCGCAAACCGCUGAAAGCUUUCCGCUGCGAUUCUCCGACAGAAACAGUCACCGGGUCCCUGUGACAGUGCACGGUUGGAACCGCAGCUGAGACUGCAUCCAUUAUUCAUCUUUUUUUGUUUUUGUUUGUUUUGUUUUUUUGAGUUUUGUUUUCAUUAUCUUCCACCCUCACCCCACCGCCAUCAUUUUUUCCAACGGGUCCCUGGGCGCCCCCCGGCGCUCUCCUCGGCCUGUUGUCUCCCCCGUCCUGGAGGGGAGGGGGUCGUUGGAGUGGAGCAUGAGCGGCUGCCACUAUCCUUCGCCGGCGCCGGAGCGGGAGCGCAGGUACCAGCACAAAGUGUCGCUGGUGGUGCGGUACUUCAUGAUCCCCUGCAACAUCUGCCUAAUCCUGCUGGCCACAUCCACGCUGGGCUUCGCCGUUCUGCUGUUCCUCAAUAACUACAAACCGUCUCACUUCACUCCGGCCCAGCCUCCUGAUGGCUGCAGAGGAAUGCUGUGUGGCUUUGGGGCGGUGUGCGAGAGGAACCCCACCGACCCAUCCAAGGGCGAGUGUGUUUGCAAGAAACUUGACUGUCCAUCCUUGGUGGCUCCUGUUUGUGGCUCCGACACCUCCACCUACUCCAACGAGUGUGAGCUGGAAAAGGCUCAGUGCAAUACACAGCGUCGGAUCAAGGUGCAGCGAAAGGGGCCCUGCUCUCUGAAGAACCCCUGCGCCGAGGUGACCUGCAGCUACGGCAGCACCUGCGUCCAGUCGUCGGAUGGCCUGUCGGCUAAAUGCAUGUGCCCCCUCAGCUGCGAUGGCAAGCCCGAUCAGAUGGUGUGUGGCAGCGAUGGGAAGGACUACCGCAACGAGUGUGAACUCCACCAGCAAGCCUGCAAGAACCAGAAGAACAUCCGGGUUCAAUUUCAAGGACCCUGCGACCCGUGUAAAGACAGCGAGAACAGCCUGAACACCAUCUGCCGAGUCCAGGCCGUCACACGCCAGCCGCAGCUCUACAGACCGCCAGAGUCAUGCCGACCAGAAUCCGAGCCUCUGUGCGCCAGCGACGGCCACACCUACCCCAGCGAGUGUGCCAUGACGGCCACCGGCGUGCAGAAGGGCAUCAGCCUCAGGAAGAUCCAUGCCAGAGCUUGCGGAAAGUUGGAGAUGUGCAGAGAAGACUGCCUGUUCAACGCCGUGUGUGUGGUGGAGCAGAGCGGCGCCCGCUGCUCCUGUGAUCCCAUCGAGUGUGAUGACACCUACAAGCCUCUGUGCAGCGUGGACGGGCGCACCUUCCCCAACAACUGCUGGCGCCGCAAGGCUGAGUGCCUCAGCAAGAGCCUGAUCAGGACCAAACAGCCGGGGCCCUGCGAUCUCAACGCUCCAAGCCCCUGUUUGACGAAGACAUGCACACACGGUGCCAUGUGUGUGGUGAAGAACGACGAGCCGGUCUGUGAGUGCACCGAGGCCUGUACCCUGACCUCCGACCCCGUCUGUGGGUCUGACGGCCAGAGCUACCGAAGCCCUUGCGAGAUGCGAGCGAUGGGUUGCACUCUGCAGAAGGACAUCCGGAUCCAGCACAAAGGACCGUGUGAUGAAGCCUGCUCCAACUGCUCCUUCGGGGCGAUCUGUGACGCCCAGAGCGGGCGCUGCGUGUGCCCGUCGGAGUGCGUGGAGUCGCACCAGCCCGUGUGCGGCAGCGACGGCCACACCUACCAAAGCGAGUGUGAGCUGAACGUGAGGUCCUGCACAGAGCAGGUGGAGUUGCGGGUGGUCAGCCAGGGAGAAUGCAAAAUGUGCGGCAACACCGUCUGUAGCUUUGGUGCCCGGUGUGUGGAGAAAAAGUGCGAGUGCCUGCAGUGCAGUGGAGAGGCCAGCGCCCCGGUGUGCGGCAGCGACGGCAUCACCUACAGCAACGAGUGUGAGCUCAACAGGUCCGCCUGCGAGCACAAGAGGAAAAUUGAUGUGGCGAAGCACGGCAGCUGUGAGGAAGAAUGUGGCUCUGGGGCAUCUGGCUCCGGAGUGGAGAGCUGCGAACAGGAGCGCUGUACGACGUACGAUGGGAUUUGGAACGAGGACGAAGAGGAUGAACGCUGCAUCUGCAGCUUUAACUGUGAGAGCGUGCCACUCAACGAGGUCUGUGGCUCGGAUGGGAAAACCUACCGGAACGAGUGCGAGUUAAAAAACACCAAAUGUUUGGAAAAGAGGCUCUUGUUGAUUCAGAGUCAGGGUCCCUGUGCAGAGAAUUAUGUUACGUCUCCAACGGAGCUAACUGCGCCGCAGCACUGCGGCCUUUCUCCGUACGGCUGCUGCUCUGACAACAUCACCGCCGCUCUAGGGGUCGGACAGGCCGGAUGUCCCAGCAGCUGUCAGUGUAACGUCCACGGCUCCUACAAAGGCUCCUGCGACCCGACCAGUGGCCAGUGCUCCUGUAAGCCGGGGGUCGGCGGCCAGAAGUGUGACCGCUGUGAGCCGGGCUUCUGGAACUUCCGUGCCAUCAUCACUGAAGGCAUGAGCGGCUGCACGCCCUGCAGCUGCGAUCCCACCGGCUCGGUCCGGGAUGAUUGUGAGCAGAUGUCGGGCCUGUGCUCCUGCAAGACGGGGGUGAAAGGCUUGAAGUGCAACGUGUGUCCAGAUGGAAGCAGGAUGGGAAUGAACGGCUGUGACCACGGCCCUGAUGCCCCUACAUCGUGUGAAGAGCUGCUCUGCAGUUAUGGCGCCGCCUGCCUGGAGGAAAACGGCCAGGCCCACUGUCAGUGCCCGCCGCCCGACUGCGACUUAAGAAACAAGACAAAGGUGUGCGGCUCAGAUGGGGUGACCUACGCUGACCAGUGCCAGCUGAGGACCAUCGCCUGCAGGCAGGACAAGGAUGUUACCGUGCAGCACUCUGGACAGUGCACAGAAAGCAUCUAUGACCCGGCAGACCGACCCACCCCCAACCCUCCGCCCACCACCCCCGGCCCAGCCUCAACGGCCGUCAUCACUACCACCCCCGACCCCUUCAUCUCUAACAUGGUGUAUGCCAUCCCGCCUCCAAUGACGGCCCAGCUAGCGUCCAUGGAGCCGCCUGACACCAACGCCGUCCUUUCCACCUCCACCCCCGGCCGCGUUCCAUCCAGCCGCAUCCAGCCAUCCGCCUCUGCCACCCCGAGCCCCCUGGAGGGCUCGGGCAGCGGCGACCCGAGCGGUGACGAAGAAGAGGAGGACGGACGGGAUGAGGAUGUUGGUAGUGGCGUCCAGUCGGAGGCCAGCGGUUCAGACGAUUCUGGCGGUUCGCCAGUGGCAGGUUCUGCUGCUGCCACUGCCGAGGAGAGGUCCUCCUGUGACAACACAGAGUUCGGCUGCUGUCCUGACGGAAAGACCCCAUCCAGCACCCCAGAGGGUACCAACUGCCCCCCCACCAUGAAGUUCUCGGGCUUCCUGCACCUCGACCAGGUGGAUGACCAGGAGAUUUUCUACACCCCUGAGAUGGAGGACCCCAAGUCUGAGCUGUUUGGAGAGACAGCCCGCAGCAUAGAGAGCGCUCUCAAUGAGAUGUUCAGGAAGUCACAGGUGCACAAGGACUUCAUGGGAGUUCGAGUACGUCAACUGGCUCCAAGCGGCUCCAUUAUGGCACUCGUGGAGGCCCAUUUCAGACCCGAUACGAGAUACAACGUGGAGGACAUCGAGGGAGCGCUGCUGAAACAGCUGAAGGCUUCCAAAGACACCAGCAUCUCUGUAAAGAAGCCAACGGCAGAGAAUAUUCGCUUCACUAAUUAUGGUCUGUCCACCAUCCCACUGUUUACCACCACUGCCGCCACUGCCGCCGCUGCUGCUGCCGUCACCACGGCCUCCCCCGUCCCCACAUCCAGGCCUCAUUCCCCCUACUUCACACGCCGCCCACCGGGAACCACCCGCAGGCCCGCCAGCUCCAGGCGGACCACCACCACGCAGGCUCCGCCCACCAAAACCCUGCGCAGCACCUCAGCGCCGCUCGCUACGACUGGGCGGCCCAAAACCCAGAAGCCCUGCCACUCCAACCCGUGCCUCAACGGGGGAACCUGCGAGAACGACGGUGACGACUUCAGCUGCAAGUGCCUGGCUGGACGAGGAGGGGCAGUGUGUGAGAAAUCCAUCAGGUACUUCAUCCCAUCAUUUGGUGGCCAGUCUUUCCUGGCCUUCCAGACAAUGAGCGCGUACCACACGGUCCGCAUCGCUAUGGAGUUCAGAGCGUCCGAGAUGAACGGCCUGCUGCUCUACAACGGCCAAAUGAAGAAGAAAGACUUCAUCUCUCUGGCUUUGGUCAACAGCAGGGUGGAGCUCAAGUUCAACACUGGCUCAGGAACAGGCACCGUGAUCAGCGAAGUCCAGAUCAGCCAGGGUCGCUGGCACCAGCUGGUGGUGACGCGCAGCCGGCGGAUCGGCAUGCUCAGCGUGGAUGGCGAGCCGCACGUCCAAGGCGAAAGUCCCCAUGGGACAGACGGCCUCAACCUGGACACCCCGCUGUUCAUCGGAGGGGUGACAGAUGACCUCAAGCAGGACGUCAGGGAGCGGACCGGGGUCACCGCAGGGCUGGUGGGCUGUAUCCGCAUGCUGGACGUCAACAACCGCAUGCUCAACAUCCAGGAGGCCAACGGAGACAGCCUGUUCGGCGUGGGUGUAGGCGAAUGUGGGAACAACCCCUGCCAGCCGAACCCCUGCAAGAACGGAGCUGAGUGCCAGGUCAAGGAGGCCGAGAUGUUCCACUGCAAGUGCAGCAAUGCAUUCUGGGGUCCAACAUGUGCUGACCUCCAUGACCCCUGCGAACACAGCAAGUGCCACCAGACAUCGCAGUGCAAGGCUCUGCCUGAAGGGGGCUAUAAAUGCGAGUGUCCCAUGGGGCGAGAGGGGAAGCACUGUGAGAGAGUGGCUGAGCGGAGAGGCGUUUACAUGCCUCUGUUCAGCGGAGACUCAUACCUGGAGCUCAAGGGGCUUCAUCUCUACGGGCAUGAUCUACGUCAAAAGUUCAGCAUGAUGCUGGUUCUCAUGGCCAAUGACUCCAACGGUCUGAUCUUCUACAAUGGGCAGAAGUCUGAUGGAAAGGGAGACUUCGUCUCUCUGUCCCUGAGCAAUGGCUACUUAGAGUUUCGCUACGAUCUGGGAAAGGGACCGGCUAUUAUCAGGAGUAGGGACCAGAUGCAGCUGAAGGUGUGGAACACCAUCAAGCUGGAGCGCUCCCUCCGCAAAGGCGAGAUCCGGUUGAACGAGAAAGCAACUUCAGGAGAGUCACCGAAAUCACGCAAGAACAAGCACACAGAUCUCAACCUGAAAGAGUCGCUGUUCGUCGGCGGCGCUCCCGAUUACAGCAAACUAGCAAGAGUUGCUGCACUCACAGAGGGAUUCAAGGGAACCAUCCAGAAGAUCAUGCUGAUGAGCACACCCAUCCUGCGCGAGGAGAACGCCCUGAACUCCAGCAACGUGGCCAUGUUCCACGGCCACCCGUGUUUCCAGGAGCCCUGCCAGAACGGCGGCCGCUGCCACCCGGAGCUGGACGGCUACGACUGCUCCUGUCCCAGCGGCUUCUCAGGGGACAAGUGUCAGAACGCUAUCCACGAGAAGUCGGCCGGAGAGACGGAGGCCAUCGCCUUCGACGGACGGACCUUCAUCGAGUACCACAAUGCCGUGACGAGGAGCCAACUGACCAAUGAGAUCCCAGAUCCCGAAUCUCUGGAGAACCCGUCCGACCAGAGUGAAAAGGCUCUGCUGGUCAACAAGUUUGAGCUGAGCGUGCGGACUGAGGCCACGCAGGGUCUGCUGCUGUGGAGCGGGAAGGGCGUGGAGCGCUCCGACUACAUCGCGCUGGCCAUCGUGGAUGGCCGUGUCCAGAUGACCUACGACCUGGGCUCCAAGGCCGUGGUGCUGAGGUCAUCGGUGCGUGUCGACACCAACCGCUGGAUACGCAUCAAAGCCAGCAGGGCGCUUCGAGACGGCUCUCUGCAGGUGGGCAACGAGGCGCCGGUGACAGGCUCAUCUCCUCUCCGAGCCACGCAGCUGGACACAGACGGAGCGCUCUGGUUAGGCGGCCUGGAGGUGCUGGGCGUGGCGCGCCGGCUGCCCAAGGCCUACAGCACCGGCUUCGUUGGCUGCAUCAAGGACGUGGUGGUGGACGGGGUGGACGUCCACCUGGUGGAGGACGCCUUGAACAGCCCCAAAAUACUACACUGCUCCGCCGCCAAAUAACCGGGAAGAGAGCGAGCACUGCGAGACCGGAGUAAACAAAACAAGAAACCCUCCCUCCAUAACGCCCAUGUCUCCUGCUGUAAUUAUUUUCUAUUUUUGUAUACUUUUCAUCACUUUUUAUAUGGGGAAAUAAUGAAAUAUGUUUUUAAUUUGUGUUGGAAUUCUUUUUGCCAUUUUCUUCUGCAUCUCCACUACACUUUAUUUUUUUCUUCCUUUUACAUAUAUUUGUGGAAAAAAGCUAUUUUCAUUGUAUUGAUUUAGUUGUUACCUUAAAAGCAACACGUUUUGUUUUUAAUUUCUCAUUACUUGAACACGGUUCUGAUCUCUGGCUGCUGCCUUGUCUUGGUGCCGUCUCUACCAGACACAUUCCCUCCAAGCAUGGCCCUUACAUCUUUAUGUAUUCCCUGUUCAGAGCCGCAGCGCCAUAUGCAUAGGUUCUACCCUGGUAUUAUUCAGCCCGCUAUAUUUUCCUAAUGAAAUAUCAACCGAGCUGUUACAGUGACUAAGUGCACUGUCCGGCCACUCCAUCGACUCCCAUCUCACAGCUACAAAGAAAGAAAUAAAAGAUAAACCCGCUCUCCAGUCGACUCUCAUCAGAGCCUUUAGUUUUUGAAAUAUGACUAACAACCGCGCCGACGUGAUGGAGAGAGCUCUGCGUCCCACAAUGACUCUCAUUUCAUUAACCAUGAAUCAUAGAUACCCAUAAAUGUUAUAAAUAUAGACUUCUAUAUAUAAAUAAUACCUAAGACUGUGAAUAUGUAAGAUGGGUUCUCUUCUGAGACUUGUGCUUUUCAUGUACUGUUGUGCGUUCUGUUCUACAAUCAGCAGAUGAACUAAUGUUGACCACUAUAAAUGCAUGCACUUCUGCAGUGUUGGUUAGAAUCUGGAUUUUUUUGUUUUGUUUUAUUGACACUGUUUCUAAAAAAAAUAAUAAUUUGAGAAAAGUGUAUUUUAUUUCUUAUGAUUGCAGAAAGUACAGGAUUGGGAUUAUGCUUUAAGGUUGUGUUUUUUUUUUGUUUGUUUGUUUGUUUUUGGUCUUUGGUGUUUUGUUUUGUUAUUGGGAGCUGUUAGUUUUUGCAGGAACUCGAUGAGUUGUUACCGGAUCUAACCUUAAGGAGGCGCUAAAAGCAAAGGCUGAAGAAGAAGGACAGAGAGGUGAAACAAGGGGAGAGAAACAACUCCUGGGAAUAUCCUGUAAAAUAAUCAGUUGUUGUCACUAAAAGACACAGAGAGAAAUUAAAAAAGAAAACAAACUCCCCUAACUCUGCUUGGGACUCGAUUCAUUUUCUUUUUGUAAUUCCGAGAACAUUCCUUGAGGAACAGAUUUUAGCUUCGGCUGUUGAGUGAGAGUAAGAGGGGUGACGGGUUGAAGGAGAAGCUGGUACGUUCUGAAGCCAUAACAGCCGCAAAAACGGACAAGAACACCCACAAUCCCGCAGAACUCUGCACGUUAGAAUAGCAAGGCAACGGACUGUUGCAACAUGGAGCCGAAUGCAAUAAACUGAGCUGACUGACUUAAAGACACUUGUUUUGAUAUGAGAACCUUGGCAAUAUUCUGAGACUAAAAUCAUGCCUGUUUGUGACUGAGUAUCAAAAGGUCUUCUACUGUUUUUAUCUUCUCACUUCUGUUUCUCCUUGAAAUCAUCAGGCCACUUGUUUUUUCUUUGUUUUUUUUUUUGUACAGCCCCCGCGGUUUUAAAAGUGUAAAUUAAGCAAAAGUGUGAUAUGUGGAGUUUUCUGUUUUAGUAAUAUACACUGGAGCCAUGUCUGACUUGUCUAUACACUUAUGGAUUGAUAUACUUCGACGUGGGAGCGAUGUCAUCACCCUGAAUUUUAGAGUUGUGUUGUGUGUGUCCACGCUCGGGGAAACCCCUUUCUGGUGUCCCAAGACUGGGUUUUAUUUUUAACAAGCUAGAUCUUUGAAUCAAACCCAAAUGGGUUGCUUCUGUGUGGCUUUGGUGGAAACUGAAUUGCCUUAAAAACAACCUGCCACCUUAGCUGUUAGCAGGGAAUGAAGACAUCACCCCAUCUUACCGUUUCCUUACAUUUAGCCAGUGUAUUAGCCUCAUUCCAAUAAUGUAAAUGGAGUAAUACAUAAUGAUAAUAUUAGUAAUAAUCCCCAAACAUAAAAAAAGAUCCCAGAGGGUUUCUGCAAAAAUGUUUUUUUAAUCUAUUUACUGUUUUUUGGAUCUGUUUUCUGUUCCUUAUUUAUGUCUCCAUGUGGAUUCUCCUCCAUGUCUGACCUCUGUAAACUACUGUCUGACUGUGCAGACCUCGUCAGCGGGCAGCACAGCGAGUAAGAGUGGCAUGACCUGAACAUUACUAACUUUAUGACCUUUGUCUUGUGUUCCUACCACCAUGAAAUAAAAAUGUCAACCAGAUCCA
Messenger RNA from Xiphophorus hellerii (green swordtail), 10035 nucleotides. It is a transcript of the gene agrn, whose product is annotated as agrin. Bases 1750 to 7650 code for a protein of 1966 amino acids. Lineage: Eukaryota; Metazoa; Chordata; Actinopteri; Cyprinodontiformes; Poeciliidae. Gene Ontology annotation, molecular function: calcium ion binding; laminin binding. Gene Ontology annotation, biological process: receptor clustering. The record is from RefSeq and is a predicted model, not a curated record. The transcript is spliced from 38 exons. Gene Ontology annotation, cellular component: membrane.